GAUAGGUAAUACAGAAGAUAAGCUGUUUUUUCGAAGAAGAAAUGUGCAGCAAUGACACUAAAAUUAUGCCAUAAAUUUGAAAUAUUUUAACGCAGCGCGGAAUGCUUUCUGUUUUAUUAAUCGGCCUAAGUAGUUUAGGCUGCGUGGUAGGGACAGCUGCUUUUGCUUACUUUGCAUUUUUCGCUGGGAAUAUUAAUGCUGCUGCGUGGGGUAUGAUUUCUGCUGUUUUCGCAGCCGCAACUUUACAUGUUCACAUGCUGAAAUUGAAACGAACCCUAGAAGAAUGGUAUGGUCCAGAAGAACUAAGGGAUAUAAUAGUUCUAGGGCAGGGAGCUUGCCUUGUUUCAUUAGCUGCAGUAGUUACAUAUAUUUUUCUUGCAGUCGAUGCUAAAGAGGGUUUUACUUUUCAGGGUACCACAUUCUACCCAGUUGUAGUAUUUUCAGUCCUUUCAGUAAUUUGGUCUUUGCUGUUGUUUAUCUCAACGAGAUCGUUUCGAAGAAGAAUGGUAUUGUAUCCGGCGCUUCUGAAUGAGAAUUGGGACUCCUAAAUAUGCACAUGGUUACUAUCAAGCACAUACUACCAAAGUUUCAUAUUAUAUUACAGAAGAUCUGUUAAAAGCAUAUCUGUUCUUUUAUUUGAUUUUAUUAAUUAUGUAAAGCUAAGAUAUAUCAAACAAAUAAACUAAAUAUAAUAUUUAGAACCAUCAAACAAUAAUAGAUAAAAAAAAACACUUAAACUUCUAACACUACUUUUUUAAUACUCCGCUGUGCAUUAACAUUUGUAUAUAUUAAUCAGAACUGAGAAGCAUGAUUGCUGAACAUGUAUGUGUGUUUGACAAAGUAUAUGUUUAUAAAACAAAACGCUUGUAAAAAUAUGCAAAAUGUAAACAACUGGUAUUACUGAUAAAUUCAUAUUUAUGUAUAUUCUUAUCAUGUCAUCGUAUUUUAUUAACAGGUUAUUGUUUUAGUUUGUUUAUAAAUGAAAAGUAUUAUGUACGAAUUUUUUUAAAAAUAUUUAUAUUAAAGUAUAUUUUUAAGCGAA
Messenger RNA from Stegodyphus dumicola, 1042 nucleotides. RefSeq lists its product as uncharacterized. The record is from RefSeq and is a predicted model, not a curated record. Gene Ontology annotation, cellular component: lysosomal membrane; plasma membrane. NCBI's taxonomy places the organism in Eukaryota, Metazoa, Arthropoda, Arachnida, Araneae, Eresidae. Gene Ontology annotation, biological process: heme transport. Gene Ontology annotation, molecular function: heme transmembrane transporter activity; heme binding.